Balearica regulorum gibbericeps (East African grey crowned-crane) is the source of this 1341-nucleotide messenger RNA. The record is from RefSeq and is a predicted model, not a curated record. Lineage: Eukaryota; Metazoa; Chordata; Aves; Gruiformes; Gruidae.
UUAGUUACUUGGAAUGUGGGCACAGCUUCUCCGCCUCCUGAUGUCACGAGUUUACUUCAGCUCAAUUCACUGGGCCCAACUAUGGAUAUGUAUGUUAUAGGCUUACAGGAGGUGAACUCAAGAAUCACAAAUUUUCUGUCUGACUUAGCAUUUGAUGAUCCAUGGAGCAUCUUUUUCAUGACUGUGUUGUCUCCAUUGGGAUAUAUCAAGCUCUCCUCUGUUCGCAUGCAGGGAUUACUACUUCUGAUCUUUGUGAAGCACGUCCACCUUCCUUUCAUACGGGACGUUCACACCCACUACACACGCACAGGCCUGUAUGGAUACUGGGGGAACAAAGGAGGAGUCACCAUUCGCAUGUCCCUCUAUGGUCAUACAAUUUGUUUCAUGAACUGCCACUUGCCAGCUCACAUGGAGAACACAGAGCAGCGAUUGGAUGACUUUGAGAAAAUUCUGGAAAUGCAGUUUGAAGGAGAGAAUAUUCCAAAUGCCUUGGAUCAUGAUGUUCUUUUCUGGUUUGGAGAUCUAAACUUCCGGAUAGCAGAUUAUGGCAUACAUUUUGUCCGAGAAUCAAUAAAUAACAAGCGUUACAAUCUGCUGUGGGAAAAGGACCAGUUAAAUAUGGCAAAAAAGAAGGAAACAUUUCUUCAGGAAUUCAUAGAGGGUCCUCUACAGUUUAAACCCACCUACAAGUUUGACCUUUAUUCGGAUGUAUAUGAUACAAGUGAGAAGAAAAGAAAGCCAGCAUGGACUGAUAGAAUUCUUUGGAGAGUGAAAAGUCUCUGCCAGCAUGCAUCAAAAGAAGAUGAAUUCUCUGAAGAAGAACAGACAAUUUCUGUUACUUUGAAUAACUAUAUCAGUCACAUGAGCUAUGGCAUCAGCGAUCACAAACCUGUUACAGGAACUUUUGGGCUUGAGUUGAAGCCUCUUCUAUCAGAUCCUUUGGUCACACUGCAUCCUGAGGGUGAGUGGAGCGCGGAACAUGAUGUUCUAAUCAGCUAUUCUGCAGUGCCUGAAUUCCCAAGCAGUGCUUGGGACUGGAUUGGACUCUUCAAGGUGGCUUUCAGGCAUGUGAAUGACUAUGUUACUUAUGCUUGGGUAGAAGAUGAUGAAAUUUCUUCUAACAAAGACAGUAAACAAGUUUACAUGAGUGCUGCAGAAAUACCUGAUAUGGGAGGAGAAUUUUUGCUUUGCUAUUAUAGCAAUAAUUUGCAGUCAAUAGUUGGUCUCAGCCAGCCUUUUCAGAUUCAGCCUAACAGAACAUUAAUAGAAAAGGAUCUGACAGAGGAAGAGAACAGUUGGAUGCAGAAACCUGACAAUCUGGAAUCGCAUGAUGAGUUCUGA